AGAAAAUUACAUACCAUAAGUAACUAAUCGCUGGUCCACUCCCUGCCCUUUCCCGGGUAGUCAACCUCCACGGGGUACUAUCGAAAUAUGCCUCCCCCGCUUGCGAACAAAAGCAAAGGAAAGGGCCGCGAAGUGAGGCGGUCCCGCAGUCGUAACACAACCCCUAGUUCCGCCAGCACUAAUACUGUCACGGGAAUCGGAUAUCUGGACAACGAUAUUUCAAAAAUCCUAGUGCCGACGUCAGUACAGUAUUCCGAUAUCCUUGACAGGUUAGGAGGAAGUGGCCAUAUUCCAGAGCCGAAAGCACUUGAGUCAUUGGUGGAGCAUCUAAAGACCCUCAGUCAGCUUGCUGAGACGAGAGGUGAGGCAUGUAAUGCUGGAAUAAGGGAAAUAUCACAGAAACGCAAGGAAGUUUUUGAGGAGUUGAGGGAACGCGAACAACUUGAUCGAGAUGCAGAAGAAAGGCUGAGAAUGAAGAGAGAAGCAGACGAUGACGAGGAUAUGGGCCGAGUCUCGAAAGGAGGAAAGCUUAAAAAGAGAAAGGAUAGAGGAAUUGCCAGGGACGAGAGACCUUUAUCAAACGAGGCCCAUGGAGUAGCCAAGCAGGAUGGAACGGAUUUGAAGACAGACAUUCCCCAUCGCCGCGGUGGGAAAGAUUCGUUUAUUAUGACUUCACCUAACUCUAAGAAAGCAAAAAAUGUCGUAUCCAGUACUUCUUCUUUAUCGCCCUCACCAUCUCCUGCUGCCACUGGUCCUGGGGACCAGCUCUCAACUGCUGACUCGCCUAAUUCGACGGAUAGCUCAGAUUCUCAGCAGCCUGAACCUACCCCCCCUAUUCCGCAGUAUCAAGUGUUCGGACCAAACCCUCUCGCGUUCGAUGAUCCUACUAUCUAUCACAUACGAGAUGUUACCCCUGGAAUGACAGACGAUGAGAAACGUGAGAUUUACAGUGUUGCGCAGUUUCCAAAGAGUGACCUCAGCCAUAUGAUGACAGGAACUCCUCCAGACAAAGAUUUCAGCAAUGCAAAGCCUACUAAUCAAGUCAGCGCCAACACAUUCGCCACCUAUAUUGAACCCUAUGUUCGCCCUCUUACGGAGGAAGACAUUGCAUUUCUCAAGGAGAGGGGUGACCGGACGACUCCCUUCCUCUUGCCGCGCAGAGGUAAAAAACACUACACUGAGAUCUGGGCUGAAGAGGACGGGUCAGUCAACGUCGAUUCCACUACUCAAGAUCGAGAACAGCUUCCCUUGAACCAAGGUCGUAGUGGCAUCGAUCAGAUGACAGAUGAAAUUGCAGAAACGGAUCAAAUUUCUGCUCCUCCCCUAGUCAGCCGUCUAUACUCUCUGCUUCGUUUCGAACAUCGCACUCUGCCGGAGGAAAAUACCGCUGGGACUGCUUCGAACAAUGAGGAUACCAACAUGAACGGCAUCGUGAAUGGGGACACAAUGGACAUAGACAGUCUUAUAAGUGGUGUAGAACCCGAAACCAAACCCCUUAAUUCUGCGACAACCUUUGUGGAUGCUUCCCCAAACGGCUUCAAGAUCCCAGCAGCCAAGCUGGAACACGGGCAAUUGGACGAGCGACUGAAAGCUGAACUCCGCUAUGUCGGAAUUUUUGGCCAGGAUGAUAACCCGGACUACGACGCACACUAUGAUGAUGACAUCGCUGAACGCUUGCGUCUCUUGCAAGCUGAGUUGAAGAAGCAAAUGAUUGCCAACGGUGCGCGCAAGGCCCGUCUACUUGAAAUCGCUCGCGAACGCCUGGCAUACCAGGAGUAUAGCACGAUUCACGACGACCUUGAUUCUCAAGUCCAGCAGGCAUAUCUUAAACGUACACGCACCCUUGGCAAAAGCAAAAAGGGCUCGCAGGCUAAACACAAACCCGGUGGUGCGGGAGGUGGCAGCCACCCUGUCGCGCCCAAUGCUUCAGGAGCGGGUGUGAGCAGGCCCGGAAUUGGCGAUGUGGCCCGUACGCUUAUGGAUCGUCGGAAGCGUUGGUCAGAUUGCAUUGGCCCUGUAUUCAAAGAUUGCAAAACAACAGUCCCCGGAAAAGAUGAAAGUAUCUUUGACCCGGCAGUUAUGGAGGAAUAUGAGAAAGCGGAGUUGGAGGGUUGGGAUGAGGAACAGGAAUAA
This is a messenger RNA of Histoplasma capsulatum G186AR, 2133 nucleotides long. Its product is annotated as ada histone acetyltransferase complex component. The transcript is spliced from 3 exons. NCBI's taxonomy places the organism in Eukaryota, Fungi, Ascomycota, Eurotiomycetes, Onygenales, Ajellomycetaceae. Gene Ontology annotation, cellular component: SAGA complex. The record is from RefSeq and is a predicted model, not a curated record. Bases 88 to 2133 code for a protein of 681 amino acids. Gene Ontology annotation, biological process: regulation of transcription by RNA polymerase II. Gene Ontology annotation, molecular function: transcription coactivator activity.